AGAGAGAGAGAUGGAGGGAGGGAGGUGGACGAGAGGAGCGGGCACACGGCAACCUGCUGGAGGAGGGCUCACAUGGUCCUGCCGCAGCUGAGCUCACACGACCGGGACAGCCCUCGCUGAACUCGGGAACCCCCCCCCCACCCCCUCCGUCUAUUGUCGUUUCCAUUUUCAUCUUCUCUUUACCUGUAUCCCUCACUCCCCCCCCCCCCCCACCAGUGUUUAGCAGCGCCAUGGCUCGGGAGAACGGAGACACCAGCGGGGGGGAGACGUGGAAGAAGCAGGUCGACGACAUCAAGAAGAUGUUUGAUUUGAAGGAAGUGCUCGGGACAGGAGCCUUUUCGGAGGUGGUCCUGGCCCAGGAGAAGCUGACGGGUCGGAUGUUUGCGGUGAAGUGCAUCCCGAAAAAGGCUCUGAAGGGGAAAGAGAGCAGCAUCGAGAACGAGAUCGCCGUGCUCAGGAAGAUUAAGCACGAAAAUAUCGUGGCGCUGGAGGACAUCUACGAGAGUCCGGAUCACCUCUAUCUCAUUAUGCAACUGGUGUCCGGUGGCGAACUCUUUGACAGAAUCGUCGAGAAAGGGUUUUACACAGAGAAGGAUGCGAGCACGCUCAUCCGCCAAGUCCUGGAUGCUGUGAACUAUCUGCACAACAUGGGCAUCGUGCACCGAGACCUGAAGCCCGAGAACCUGCUGUAUUUUAAUCCCCAGGACGGGUCAAAGAUCAUGAUCAGCGACUUCGGUCUUUCUAAGAUGGAGGGUAGCGGUAACGUCAUGUCCACUGCCUGCGGUACACCAGGAUACGUCGCGCCAGAAGUUCUUGCCCAGAAGCCAUACAGCAAGGCAGUGGACUGCUGGUCCAUCGGAGUGAUCGCCUAUAUUCUGUUGUGCGGGUAUCCGCCGUUUUACGACGAGAACGACUCCAAGCUGUUCGAACAGAUCCUCAAAGCCGACUACGAGUUUGACGCGCCGUACUGGGACGACAUAUCGGACUCCGCUAAGGAUUUCAUCAGCAACCUAAUGGAAAAAGAUCCAGCCAAGCGUUUCACUUGCGAGCAGGCUCUCGGACAUCCCUGGAUCGCCGGGGAUACAGCUCUCUGCAAGAACAUCCACGAGUCUGUCAGCCGGCAAAUUAAGAAGAACUUUGCCAAGAGCAAAUGGAGGCAAGCGUUCAAUGCCACCGUGGUGGUCCGCCACAUGAGGCGGCUGCAGCUCGGCAGCAGCACGGGGGGCGGCGCGGACGCCAACAACCCCCACUCCAGGCCGAGCCAGAAGCCGGCGCAAGGUCCGAGCCAGAACGCCGGCUCGGCCGCGAGCCAGAUUUCGUCUUUCGACAACGUGGGAGCGCCGCGGAAGGAAGGUGUUCCCACCCCUGCCACCCCCUGCAGCCUGGCCUCCGCAGCCACUUCUCCCGCGGCGGGGGCCGAGCUGAGCCGACCGCACCCCUCGGCCGUUCCCGCCCCGGUGCUCGCGGAGACCAAGUGACGCCAGGUGUCGCGGGGGACCAGCUGGGAAGCCACGGCGCUGUGAGGCGGCGGGACGAGAGAGGAAGAGGAUGGUCGUCUUGUUACCGUCUUUUGUCUCCUCGCCGAACUUCUUUGUGGAAGUGCUACCGCCCCCCACCCCCGUCCCAUCCCUCUCCCCCAUCUCCAGACCCCGCCGCCGCCAACACCAUCCUCUUCCUCCUCCUCCUCCUCCCGUCCUCAGCUGGUUCCUCGCCCUGCUCCAAGGAGAGCAGAGACCUCCAUGUCUGACUCUCGCUGAGCAUGUUUGUCAGCUGCCUGGCGAUGGAUCACGUGACUCAAUGUCAACGUCCCUCCUGAAUCUCAUCCCUCCUUCACUAAUCUAAUUAUCUGGAUGUUUGUUUUUUUUUUCUUUUUCUUUCAACCUUCGGAUUGACUGUUGGCAACUGGAAUGUUUUCAUUGUUCGAUUCCCGCGGUUCAUUUAGGAGGAGGUAUUUGGACUUUUCAGAAGGUCGUUAAUGUCUAAUUAGCAGGAGCGUUUCUGUUUAAAAAAAAAAAAAAAGAGAAAAAUAGAGCGAGAGAACGAGAAAGGAGAGCAUAAUCAAGACGAUCAGUCGCCACUACCUCAUGCUAAUGACCAGCUUUUGAAUCGAAAAGCUUCUCCCAAAAUGGAAUCAGAGUGGUUUCCCGGAACCCACAGCUCGAUUUCUGUGCUUUGCGUUGACUUGAUAGUAUUUCAUGCGCGUUUUUAAAAUGCGGCACGUAGCUCGUCCAGCUGUUUGUGCUUCAAGAAGUGCUUUAAAAGUACCACAUGACUGUUGAGAGAGGAAACUAUGCGUUGGUGCUUUAUUUUUGCACCGCGGCAGUCCACAUACGUUCUCAGAUGCAGAUUAAACUGAUGUUUAUCAGACAGGAAGAAGAGAUUCUAUUGAGCGUUGUACUUCUUUAUUCUACUUGCGUUACUUUUAAAUGUUUCUGACUAUUGACCUUAAAUGGACUUGUUCAGGUGACUACGAAAUGUUUGCAAACGUACGCUGUAUGGACAAAAGCCUUGCGACACCGCUUAAUUCAUAACUCAAUCGCGAUAUUUAUUUUUCCACAUAUCAAGACGGCAAAAUAGGUCCAAAUCUGGCCUCCGUCCUCCCCCGUGUGGAGUUUCCGUGUUCUCUGCGUUUUGUUUUUCCGGCUGCUUCCUCCCACAUCCCGAAAACACGCCUGUUAGGUUCAUCGAAGACUUCUCAAUCCAGAAAAAUGGAUUUGUAUGAAGACAUGACAGGCCAUUGUACCAAUGGAGAAGCAUAGUGCGAUUUAGGUGACUACAAGUAACGUACAUUUGGUCACGUACUAUAAUUUCCGGCCUAUUAGCCGUGACUUUUUUCACACGCUUUCAACCCUGCGGUUUAUGCGGCGAUGCGGCUAAUUUGUGCAUUUUUUUUUUCUAACGGCCGCAAUGGGGCACUCGGGCGGAAAAGGUAAGCGUGAGACCGGUGGAAUGUAUGUGCCGAGGAAGUGACCUUUACCGGUCUGGCCCCGUUAGCUGUGCACUAGCGUGUUACUGACGUGUCUCAGUAAUUUUUAUGUAUGCAUGUUUUAUGUUUAACCGGGCCUGUUAGCGUGGCGCUAGCAUUAGCGUUAGCGCAGUUGCGCUAGCCUUCGCGCAGUGCUAGAAUUUGUGUUAUUGCGGCGCGAGCGUGAAACUCUUUGUGUACCGUCUUUGUAAAUAUCUAUCUCGUGUUUCGAUAUGGGCACUUCCGGAACUUUUACACAGCUGUGGCGUUUGUAUGUACCAAAUGGUAUCUCCUUUACAAAUGUACUGUGUGAGGCUUAUUACUGGGUGCCCUCUGCAGGCUGGGAAUUACGGUAUGUAUUUCGGCGCUCACUCUGGGCGAAUAGACACAAUUUCAAUAUCUUCCAGAAAGUCUUCCCAGACGGUGUCGUAUGGGCAACACUUUCCAUAUUUUCUUCCAUUCCGCUUACAGUCGACGCGAUAGCGAUGCCGGGUGUCCCAAUACUUUUGUCCAUAAAAGCUACAUAUUGUUUGUGACGACGUCUGCGACUCAGCGCCCCGUUUUUCUGUACGUUUUUUUUUUUUUUUUUUUUUUUUUCCUUCCAAAUGAUGGUUUUGCCUUUCACGGUUGUCCAAAUUUGAAAACGGCCCGCCGCUGUCGCCGGCCGCCUCUCUUUUCCAAGCCAUGACGUCGCCGCGCUGCACCCGGUUCAGUCGUGCUCAGGGAAAAAACCGCAGCUGCACUGUGUGCCGGCGACACGCCGCUUUAGUUUCCCUUUUGCUCGUUUGCAUAGUUCAUGUUUGGCGUCGCGUCGAAGCAGCCGGGGGGAAAAGGUCGCUCACGCGUGAGCCUUAACCGCUCCCCUGCCGCCGUCGGUUUAGGGUUUUGUGUUCAAUCGUGAUGUCUAGUCCACAAAUAGGGCGAUACCUUGACCUAGUCAGUCAUUUCCAAUGAUAACGUGGCAUUCCAUUUCGACGUUAUUUAUUUUUCCUCGAAGCGAUUGUGUCAGUGGCGAUAAAUGGCCUUUGUUUUUGCUCUUAAAUCGAUGUUGGCCCCCUCUCACACAUAUCAGAUUGUCGUUAGAUGCGAUCCCUUUAUUGCGACUACGGAGCCAAAGACCAGAGCAAAGAAUCUCGUGCGCAUUCUCACGUGAUUUGACAAGGAAGCGAUGAUGCUUUGAUCGACUAAAUGAUUUCACGAGAUCGUCAUUGUUAGUUGCCAACUCGCCAUCUUUAUUUUUUGGUUUUCAUCUCCUCUCCCGAUAGUGCUGCUGCCGAAUAUUUAAUUAAGUGUAACCGUUUGUUAAAAUGGAUAAAAAGCCACCGCGAGGACGUCAGCGAUCGUGUCGUGUUAUGUCGCCUUUUUGUCGGUUCUGUUGGACGUUUCGGAUCUGAAUUGCCACGCUUGCAUGUUAUUUAGAGGCGCUGCAUGGAAGACAAAAACUGUAUAUUCCCAGGACCCAGAAUCCGAAGCAACUUUGUCCCGUGUAGCUACCGAUUCUUUUAACGUGUCUUUAGAUGCAUGUCGUCUCCGUGAACUGUCUUAAAAAGUGUGUCUGUGCUAUUUUUAUUUAUUCAAAUGUUGAGUGUGUCAAGUUUCCAUCUCCAGAGAUGGUUAUUUUCAAAACGUGAGCGCUGUUGUAAAAAAAAAAAAAAAAAAUCCAUGUUUGUCUCAGAGGAACCCAACCGUCAUUAAUAGAAUGGGGAAAAAAAAUUUUAAACAUAAGGGCUUAAUCUGAUUAUCGAUGAUGACCCUGUAUGCCGUAUAUAUUAACGUGGUUUGCUAUGCAUUUUCAGAAUUUAUUUUCAGUGCAUGAAAAAUCCAAAAAUGUCAGUUACAAUAAUUGGAAUGUUGUAUUGGAAAGAGGAGCCCGCUCUUCAAUCCCUGAAAUUGAUUUUUUUUUUUUUUUUUUUUUU
Molecule: messenger RNA, 4881 nt
Organism: Syngnathoides biaculeatus (alligator pipefish)
Lineage: Eukaryota; Metazoa; Chordata; Actinopteri; Syngnathiformes; Syngnathidae
Gene: camk1da
Product: calcium/calmodulin-dependent protein kinase 1Da
Exons: 11
Coding region: 231-1478 (415 amino acids)
Biological process (GO): peptidyl-serine phosphorylation
Cellular component (GO): intracellular anatomical structure; cytoplasm
Molecular function (GO): calmodulin binding; ATP binding; calcium/calmodulin-dependent protein kinase activity
Source: RefSeq, a predicted model, not a curated record